Molecule: messenger RNA, 7069 nt
Organism: Petromyzon marinus (sea lamprey)
Lineage: Eukaryota; Metazoa; Chordata; Hyperoartia; Petromyzontiformes; Petromyzontidae
Biological process (GO): protein phosphorylation; canonical NF-kappaB signal transduction
Molecular function (GO): protein kinase activity; ATP binding
Source: RefSeq, a predicted model, not a curated record
CGUGACUUUACCGAAAGAACUAAGAAUAUGAAAUAUUUUGAAGUCAAGCAGAAUUUGGGUCUCAACGUGCACUGUUGUUGUUGCUGCGAAUGUCCAAACGAAUAACAAAGGUCCGAUCAAAGCGACUUUCCUUCCUACUUCGAGGGUUGAGGAAGUUUCCAGGGCACGGAAGUUCAUAUUCGCAGCAGUUUCGCUCAUGUUUGGUGGGCCGUCAGCAAAGCCAUCCCAUUUAAUGAAUUAUUCAUCAUCUGUUACUGGUCCGUUGAAGUGGCGUGAUUACAACGGUGGGCGGACCUUAAGUCGUAGUUCACGGUGUACAACUUGCACGUUGCACUUUCACGCAUUGAGAGCAGGACGAGCGUGUGGUGUGAGCAGUGACGAAGAGAUAAGAGCUUCGUAGCUUAUCGGAUUCCUCCAGUCUAAAAUUCACAUUCCGCUUUUACGCCAAUUUUGCCGGCUCCUGCGGCAUGGCGAUUGGGUUUUCUGUUCACCAAGAGGAGACGUCAAACAUGUCGAAGAGAUGCAAGUGGCGGGGUGAGAACAGAUACAGCAGCCUUGACGUGAACUGGAUUUUGAAAAUGAUCAAAAUCGUUGCCUUCCUGUUUCACGGGAACCAUCAUCACUUGUGCAAAGAAGAUCAGAACUACCACAAUGUUGAAAGGUUGCUUGAAGAGGUGAUGGAAUUUAUGGCCUCAAAAUGUUUCGCAACAUUUCCCUUUUUCAAGGAGUCUAUGAAAGUUACUGAAACAAGCAAGAUGGCCAACACAGAAGAACAAGCGGUGUCUUCGAAUAAGUGUACACAGACAGAUUUUCCUGACGUUCUACCACAGAGCAGAUUUAAUGAAGGUAGCAAGAAAAAGAAGAGGAAGAAAAAAAGGAAAAACAAGACAGGAAGAUCCUGCUCUGAUGGAAAUCAAGCGGCUGGAGGUGAUCAUUUGCCAGCGUCACAGAAGACUGGUGAUGCACAGACUUCGAGAUCCAAUGGAACCACGCACGACGCAGUUGUUGGAGCCUCCGGGCCAUUAGGCAAUGGCCGAGGAGAUGGUGAUGACCCCAAGCGACCUUUCGUGCCUAAACUUAAGCAGGCGUGUGAGGCUUCUGGUGAUCACGAUAUUGGAAAACCUUCGGAAAACUCCAAAGGCAGAGGCAGAUGCCCAUCUCCGGCAAGCGAUCGAAGCAGCCAACGUCCUAACUUUGGCAGUAGAUCUCAGGAUGGAGAUGAUAACAUUCCUAUUGGGAUCCCAGAGAAAGACGUACCCGUUGCAUCUCAUACCCCCUGGGAUCAUCGGAGUUUUUCACUCGCCAAUGCAGAGUUAUCCCAACAGCACCGUAGCAACGAUACGGCACCUCUAGAAAGCUGUGGAGCAGAUACUGGAAAACGACUGGAAUCCCUCGACGAACCUCCAACAGAUGCACCACGUGACAGCACUCCCUGCUUGACCAGCUUAAAUUACCAGGGGCAAGGUGUAAAACCGACGCAUGAGAACGCCCUCAAGCCAAAGGCCGCUUUUCUGGCACCUGAGCAGUCGAUGAAAACCAACCUAAUCGUUGGCGUGAUCGACGGGACAGCGCAACACGUGAGGAAGCUGGGACGCCAAAUCGCCGAUCGCAAGUUUCAAGAUAACUACAAUGUUUACUGUGGUGUUCUUAAUCAGUUGCUCAAAGCUAAAGAUGGAAAUUACCGUGAAGGAAAGGAAUGGUAUAGAGGUAACCUGUUGGGAAGAGGAAAAUUUGGGACCGUCCACGUGGGAAAAGAUGCUGAAACCAGAAACACAUUUGCCAUGAAAGAGAUGCAUCUGAAGGACUUCCGGAAGGAUGAACUCGAGAUCUGGGUUGGCUUGAACCACCAAUCCAUUGUGCCGCUCCUGGGAGUUGUCAUAGAAUGGAACAAAGUGUUCAUGUUCAUGGAAUACAUUGAAGGUGGCACGCUUGCUGAGCUGAUCAACAAGGGUUCACUCGGUGAGCAAAUGGCCCUUCACUACCUGGAGAAGAUACUGAUUGUCCUGGAAUACAUGCACAAUAAGAAAUGCAUUCAUCGAGACAUAAAAGCCGAGAACAUGCUGCUGUCACUGGACAAGCGGGAGCUGGUCCUCUGCGACAUGGGCUUCGUGAAGAUAAUCGGGCACGGGGACAAGCAGGAGGUCGCCGGCACCAUCACCCACAUGGCGCCCGAGGUGCUCACUAAGGUGUACUCGUACAAGGUGGACGUGUGGAGCGCCUGUUGCACCUUACUUCACAUGCUCACCGGCGGGCCGCCCUGGGUGGCCAAGCAUGGCAAUAAUAAAGAGGAAAUAAGGCAGCAGCUCCUGGCAAAGAAAUCUCCUCUCGAUGAGAUACAGGAGAAAUUCAGCCCAGAAGUUAUGAAUAUUCUCACACAGGGCCUGGCUCCAGAUCCCUUACAUCGCCAAACUGCUGGCUACUUGAAAGCUCAAACUCAGAGAUGGCUCAAAAACAGCAGACUACCAACAAGCCUGUCUGAAUUGGAGGGUGGGUUCUCAAACAAUGCAUCUGAGCCUGAAGCCCAAGGACAGCAACUUCUUGCACCUCCACCGGGCAGAGUAGAUGCGUCCCAGGAGAACGUGCACAUGGUACAGAGACCCGCACGUGCAAAAAGAACUAAACUGAAGCCUGCAUGCAAAUUUAACAACCCACCACAGCAACCCGGGAUACAGCAACGGGACCGCACUUGUGUAGCCGGUGGAUUUCCCAUCAUGGAAACACAGCCACCUGGACAGAUGAUCUGUGGAAUGGCAUAUCCUGCCUGCAUCAGAAGGCACUAUUGGGAUUUUGCCACGGUUCCCCAUGAAAAAACGCUGCUGCAAGACGAAGCAUGCGCUCCUGCUGAAGCGUGCCCUCGACACUCGCUAGAGCAAGGAUUGACGAUCAACAUCAUCUCUGAAGAUCGCACUCUUCUGUACAAAAUCAACGAGCGUCAGCGUGUCACCGUGGAUGAAGUGUGUGAUAAGCUGAGACACAAGCUUGAAGGAUUCCGGCUGGUGGCCUUCAGUGGUGAACCCCUCCUUGGAUCUGAGAAACUGAUGGGCGACAUGGUGAAUCUUCUGCGAAUUCCCUUGUAGCAGAGCUGUUUGGCGGUGGUGGCACACACCUGUAAUCCAUCACUAUAAAGGCGAGAGUUGGUGGAUUACAGAAAUGUUGUUCUUCUCAUCAGCAUGUGGACUCCACCUGUUCCAUCUUAUCUAGAUGUGGUUGUGAAAAAGAGCGGGGUUCUGAAAAGUUGUGGUGGAGUUAUGGCGAAAGUUUGAAGAACAGGCGGAAGAGGUUAAGGAGGGAUUGGGGUAGUGAUAGUGGUAGGGGUAUUGACGGGUUGGGGUAGUGCCUGGUCGUAGCUGGGGGUAGGGGCGUAGGGAGUAGCAGUCGGAUGGGCUCGGGGGAAGAUAUGGGUUUUAAGGGAGGAACAGAAGCAGGUUACUGAAGAUUAUUGUUUCAUGUGCAGUGGGAGUUUGUUCCAGUGAAGGGGAGCAUGGCCAAUGCUGUGUUGGUCAGAAGGGAUGAAAUAUUAACAGAAGACUAAAAUAACACCAAAUAAAUAUUAAAUACUCACAAACACACCUUUUGGCAGUUGCAGAACAUGCUUGCCAAGAAUGACAUCAAGGGAGGAAUAGGUUGGGUGACAUUUGGAGAUGAUGUUGGACAGCUCCAAGAGGAAAGCAGGGGAAAAGGAAUUAAAAGUAGAUGCAGAAUUGUGGGAGGGAGGAGAGGGGCAAGUAGGUAUGAUGCUGCCGGGAAGGAAGGUAGUGAGGAGGGUUGAACGAAUUUGUGCAAUCUUCAAGAAAUAGUUGGAGAGGACUACAGGGGAUGGGGCAGCAGAAGAAAUCGCAGUUGAGGAUGGCGAAGAAUGUAGCAGUGUUUAAGGUAGAAAAUAUCAGAGCAGGGUGCACGGAUUAACUGUGACUAAGCCAACCGGGAAUAUGGACUACAUAUUCUUAGAUUAACAUAAUCCAUUAUAAUGUAUACGAUUAUAUUAACCCCCCUCUGAUCUUUGCACAUGAUAGUUUCACAGUGAUGAAGGGAGCGUGGAAAAGGGAAGAAACGGAUUUCAGUUUUGGAAGGAUCGAUGGAGAGGCAGUAGCGUGACAUCCAGGAUUGGAACAUGACCAAAGAGUCUGAAAUGUGAGGCAAGGUCAGAGGUAAGGAGGGAGAGGAAAAUAAAAUCUGGGUGUCGUUGGCGAAGAAUUGAUGCGGAAAGUUAAAUGAAGAAAUGACGGCUUCCAGAGGCUUAGAUAUAAAAGGAGAAUAGCAAGUGUCCUAGAACAGACCGUUGGGGGAUUCCAACAGUGAUGGUGGAGGAAGGGGAGGUAGAGUAGUUGAAAGAAACAGGACGUACAUGAAGAGAGAUAGGACUGGAGCCAGGAGAGGGGUGUGCAGGAGAUAUCGAUCAACUGUAUGGGAUAGCAUUGCUCAAUCUAGAUGCUCUGAUUUUCUCCCACAUGUAUAACGACCCCAGGAGACACGGUUCUUGCGAUGCUCUUUAGUGAAGACAUGUUCACGUGACAGGCGAAGACCCAGACUCCAACAGUGGCUUCGAGCCUCUCCUCUCGACCCCUUUAACCUUCAGUGUGGCCAUCCCUUGACCCGUGUCCACGCCCCUUCUCUAGAACCUUCUCGAUGGCUCUCGGUCCCUGAUCCGCACCUGCUCCCUUCUAUCACUUGGCCACAGCCCCUAUUCUCGAUCCUUCUCGUAGGCCCCAUUUCGUUCCCCUGUCUAUCCAUUAACCUGUAAUUACCCCUUGUGGCCCCUAGUCUCUUCCUUUGCUAAUUCCCCUGUCAUUACCCUCUGUGACCGCUAGUCCCCUGUACUGUCUUUACACAUGUAAACAUUAAUUGGCUGAAUACACCGUAUUUUUCGCCGAUAACACCUUGUUUGGUGCCGGCUAACCAGCUGGCUGCUUUUCCCGCUAGGCUAUGGUUCCUCGCGCCUCUGAGUCAUUCGAAUCUCCACGAGUUAACGUGUCGACAACAACCCUCCCGGUUCGUGAACCGAGUGUUGUUCUUUCCAGACUGGUGUGUUUUAAAACAAUGUCAUAAAGUUAGUGCCAUCUGUUCUUCUGUUUAUUAAGCUUCAAGGAGGGAACCAUAGAAAUUUAGAACACAAUGGAGAAGUUAAUAUUUACAUAAUAUUAAAUACUGCAGUUGAGAGGCACACGAGUAAUUUAGUUGUGUUAAGGUAAUGUUCAUUUCAUUACCUGAGGGGGUUUAAUAUUUAGUUAUUUUUUUUCGGUAAUUGCUCUUCUUUGACUAUAAAUGUAGGCUGUUGAAUGAAGAAAGCACCUUAUCUAAUAAGUUUCUACAGCCAUUUACAAUAUUUUAUGGACUUUUUCCAAUUACAUGAUAUCCAUGAGCUCCAUGCCAAAAUCGUUCCCUUAUAAUUUGCUUGAAUAGUAUGGUUCAUGGGGCAUGUUUCCUUGUUUUAGGUACCGGGUUGUUUAUGAAUUUAUGAGAUCCAUUGCUUAUUACUCUGCAUUAUUAUUUGGACAUUCCUCACUAUUUGCAGUCUUUUUGGACCAAAUACACCACAAACUGCCUUUUCGCAGAGCAGCUGUACAAUACUUUUCACUUACAACCAAACUCGCAACUGACUUGUGUUCAAUAAACUUAAUCAGAGGUGACAGUGAUGUUAUCGCCAGAGGGCAUAUUCACACAACUGGCAUCCAAGGAGGUGUGAAUAGAACGAGGACAUCGUAUUUUGCGAGACACAGUGAACAACAGUGGUGAGCAUCUGUGACUCGGGAGACGAUGCGACCAGCUGUCCCAUCAGAGACGGUGAACCGUGUUAUCUGGGAUUUUCGGUGCAGCACUUUUGGGGAUGCGAGCAAAGACUCCAAAAGAGAAAAACGCUUUGCUCAGGAUGCACUUUUUUUUUAAUCAGGAAGAGAUUUGCAGGGUGAGGUCGCGACCGCAGCUGCACAAAGUUUGCAAUUGGUAUUAUCGAUGAGGAAUCUAUGAACUAACUGCACUCCGCUAAUGUCAUCUGAAUAGCUCAUGACACCUAAUAAGCUCAAAGCCAUGGCUGUCAACUAUUAAAUAUAUCAUCUCACUUAAAGCCAAUCGUGUUUAUAUAUACAGAACAACUUUCAAACUUGGAGGUUUACACUGAAUCUAAAGUCCUCCUCCAGUUCCAUUGGGGUUCAAACCACCACCACUAUCUUGACCACUUUCUCCACAAUGAUUACUACCAUCAGUACCACACUACUUACGACCACUAGCAUUACUACCACAACGAUUACUGCCUCUACCAUCACCAUAACGAUUACCACAACGAUUAUUGCCACGACCAUCGCUGCCACCAAACUCGAGACUUGGUAAACGUGUGUCAUGGCAAUUGAAGCGUAUAUGCUGACGCCUUUUAAAAGAAAACAUUUCAAGUGAACACUAGCAUUAACCUCUGCUUGUGCGCCUUCGUUUUAUAUUUUGGUCGGGUUUGUCGUGUUCGUUUUUAUUUCUGAAAACCCACCACGUUUUUCAAAAGCAAGUUGACGUUUGGGGCAAAGACCCUUGUUUCCCACUGACCGAAACGUCAACCUUGCCUCUUCAAUGUAUUAGACAUAUGUGUUGGGUCUUAUUGUUAUUACUGAUAAUGCAAAAUCGUGAAAUAAUGUACAGUCUGUUCUCCUAUAACUUGGUAAUUACGAUUCUGAAGAACGCCACGUUAUGGAUAAAUCGUGUUAUAAUGACCAUCGAUUCAAUGAAGGGGUUAGAAGGGUCAUUGCAUUAUAAUUUGUAAAGUACAGACCGUGAUAACACGUGAGAUGUGUACGCAGGCUGAACAAAGACUGAGGCGAAAGGGUGGCAUCUAAAAGCAUCCAGCAGCAUCCCGCGCUUGUGUGAUGAUGCCACACCGAGGCAGCCGUACAACCGCUUAUUCACUACUCGCACGACGUAGUUCUGUUCACCCAAUCGCGUUACUGCCAAUUCCGAUCCGCGUCAUAAAAAUGCGUUCCCCAAUACAUUAAUCGUGAUAUAUUAAUUUCGCGUUAUGAAAACACGUUAUAGCAGAACGAACUGUACGGUUUAAUGUUUUCCUUUUAAUAAACGAAUUAGAUUUGACACA